AGGACUGUCUCUACGGAUAUGAAAUGGUUGGCAGUAAUACGUAUAAAACUAAAUAAAUAAAAGCACAUUUUCUUAAGUGCAAUAAGAAUUAUUUAACAACAGCAUGAUUACGCAUAUAUCUGCCAGCGGUCAUAGUAUUUGCGGUAAUUAUGGCUCUUCCUUGGCUCUCAGGAUCCCUUUCUGGGCUACUCUUGGAGACAGCGUCCCUAAAUUGUCAGAGGAAUUUCAGUGUAUCUGCUGUUGCUGCAGCCAUUCAAAAAAUGACAAGAGUACGUGUAGUGGACAACAGUUCUCUUGGAAAUACUCCAUAUCACCGUCCGCCGAGAGUGAUCCACGUCUACACCAAGAACGGCGUAGGAAAAGUUGGUGACAGAGUGUUACUUGCCAUUAAAGGACAAAAGAAGAAGGCGCUUAUCGUUGGACACAAAAUGCCCGGAGAGCGGAUGACUCCACGCUUUGAUUCUAACAAUGUUGUACUCAUUGAGGACAAUGGGAACCCCACAGGAACAAGGAUUAAAGUUCCUGUACCCACACAUCUACGUAAACUAGAGGGAGAUUACUCUAAAGUAUUGGCAAUUGCCGGUUCAUUUGUCUAACUGUGUCAAAUAUGUGAACAUUUUGUGAACAAGCUGUCUUCAAUAAACUUUAAAAGAACAGAUGCUAUUGCAAUA
Messenger RNA from Oreochromis aureus, 671 nucleotides. It is a transcript of the gene mrpl14, whose product is annotated as mitochondrial ribosomal protein L14. The record is from RefSeq and is a predicted model, not a curated record. Gene Ontology annotation, molecular function: structural constituent of ribosome. Bases 150 to 596 code for a protein of 148 amino acids. NCBI's taxonomy places the organism in Eukaryota, Metazoa, Chordata, Actinopteri, Cichliformes, Cichlidae. The transcript has 3 exons. Gene Ontology annotation, cellular component: ribosome; mitochondrion. Gene Ontology annotation, biological process: translation.